Molecule: messenger RNA, 1362 nt
Organism: Penicillium cataractarum
Lineage: Eukaryota; Fungi; Ascomycota; Eurotiomycetes; Eurotiales; Aspergillaceae
Product: folliculin domain-containing protein
Exons: 1
Coding region: 1-1362 (453 amino acids)
Biological process (GO): positive regulation of GTPase activity; positive regulation of TORC1 signaling
Cellular component (GO): cytosol
Molecular function (GO): GTPase activator activity
Source: RefSeq, a predicted model, not a curated record
AUGCCUCUAACGAAAGACCUCGCGUUCUCCCCGAUACAGCUCUCUCUCACGCACUUCUGCGAAGUGCAUGGCCCUACCUCCAUUAUCUGCUCGCAGGUUCUCCCCUUCGCCUGCACCCAAUGUCACCCCGAUGCCGACGCCUCGCCCAAUACCACAUCCCAUUCCCCGGGAGAGCCCAGGUCGCCCAAAUCACCCGGCACCACAUUUGAACCCUCGGCGUCGCGAUCACCCAAGAUCGAAGAUCACCCUUACUUCCUACGCUCCCAACAGUCCGCAUCUCCCGAAGAACGCACGAACCGACUCAGCGCCACGGACGGCGACACAUGCGCCAGCUGUAGCUUGUCCCUCCCCGAAGGCGUGAGCAAGCAGCUACCUUCGGGCGCACCCGGCAGUCGUGACGCCAAUGGCAGCAGUAACGGCAGCCCAGUCCUACGAUCGCGCGAAGUCGUCUACUCAUGCGGCAACAGCCACUCCGACAUGGACGAUGACUCCCCAGACUCUCAUACCCACGCCUCUCCACCCGAAUCUCUACGUUCCGCCUCCGUCGCAUCCGACUCGUCAUGUCACACGCAUAUCUUGACCUAUCUCUCACUCCGCGGCCCUCCCAACCCGGCUGACUACGCCCUUCUCCGCCGCUCUUCCAUCCGCACCCUUAGCUGUGAGCUACUUCCCCGCGGCCUGUCCUCCGGUCCUAUCUGCUUUGGCGACUCCGUGGCUGGCUACACGAUCGCCUACAUUUUCCGCCUCCCCGACCCCAUGGCACGCGGCAAGCGACGCAGUUACGCAUUAGUGGCCCUCGCCGGAAAGGAUGCCGGAAGAGCAUUCCGAGCCUGUCCCGUUAUCUGGCGCGCAUUCGGGCGCAUUGCCUCUGGCAUUGUUAGCGCUGCUGAGCGGUUCCAGGAAGAAGAGAAGAAGCGCGAGGAACAAAAUAAUGCUGCCGCUCCACCCGGUGACCGUCAGUACACACCCGUCUCCUCCUUCUUGACAGGCCGGGCUAGGGACCCGGCUGGGCAAUCGCGUCGCCUUGGCCAGAUUCGGGCGCGCAAUUUGGCGGAGAUCGUGGGCAACGAGUACAUUUUCACCGAACUCCAUGCGCACUUUGUCGCACUGCUUCAGCAGCUGGGCACCAUGUUCGGCGGUGUCCCUAUCUCCGAAGACCGAUUUGUCUGCAGUACCGUCAGUGACGAGGAGGACGCUACGACGACUCAGCCCGUUCUUGUGUCCCAUGGCAGUGAGCGUUCCAAGAAACGCCAGUCCGUCUCCAAAUAUGACGGUAAUGACCUUGACAUGUCCAAACUCGAAAUUGCCUCCGGGCCCCAGCCUAUCCCCAUCACCACUACCCGUCGGUCAGUCGUGGCCUAA